AUGGAUGGUGAAUUUGGAAGCUUCAUCAAGGUGUGGGUUAUAGCCAUAACAUGUCUCUGUUAUUGUUACUACAUAGCUUCUAAAAUACCAAAAGGUUUCUUAAGACUUCUCUCAAUCAUCCCUGUUAUCUACAUCUUUCUCAUCCUUCCCUUGAACCUCUCUUCACCUAGCUCAUGUAGCAUCACAUGCUUCUUACUUGUUUGGCUUGGCACUUUCAAGCUCCUCCUUUUUUCCUUCAACCAAGGCCCUCUUGUCCUAUCACACCCAAACAUAGCCCAUUUCAUCUCCAUAGCUUCCCUUCCCAUCGAACUCAAACAGCAACACCCACCAACCCAAAAAACUACCACCCCAGAGGUAGAAAAACCCAAAUGGCAUAUGCUCCUAAAAGUGCUUCUCUUGACCUUGAUCUUGUGUGUUUAUAGCUACAAAGAAAGACUGCCCCCUCAAUUCAUCAUAGUUCUCUAUUGCUGCCAUGUGUACCUUAGCGCAGAGAUUACAUUUGCCCUCUGUGCUGUCGCAGUUCGAACCAUUUUCGGCUGUGAGAUCGAACCGCAGUUCAACAAACCUUACCUCUGCACCUCUCUUCAAGACUUCUGGGGUCGUAGAUGGAACCUGACGGUUACGCAUAUUCUACGCCCUACCGUAUACGACCCAGUACGCCGUAUUUCUACGCAAUUUGUGGGUCCCACAUGUGCCAAAUCAGCUGCCAUGUUGACCACGUUCCUUGUAUCUGGGCUAAUGCAUGAGUUGAUAUAUUAUUAUGUUUCACGGGCGCCUCCCACGUGGGAAGUCACGUGCUAUUUUGUGCUUCAUGGUGUGUGCACGGCGGCAGAGGUGGUGGUGAAGAAGGUAAUGCUCCGCCGAGGAUGGCGGCUGCCCCGUGCCAUGUCGGGGCCGCUAGUGGUGGCAUUUGUCGUAAUCACCGGGCGGUGGCUGUUCUUUGCUCAGAUUUUGAGAAAUGGUGUGAAUAGGAAGGCCAUUAGGGAGUAUGCAGUUUUGCUAGUUUUUGUUAAGUCUAAGUUACCAUUACAUUUGCUUGAGCAUCAAAUACUGAGCAUUUUGAUGGUUAGAAAUCUCUCACUCAUGCAAUGA
Abrus precatorius (Indian licorice) is the source of this 1092-nucleotide messenger RNA. Its product is annotated as probable long-chain-alcohol O-fatty-acyltransferase 1. Bases 1 to 1092 code for a protein of 363 amino acids. The transcript has 2 exons. Gene Ontology annotation, biological process: lipid metabolic process. NCBI's taxonomy places the organism in Eukaryota, Viridiplantae, Streptophyta, Magnoliopsida, Fabales, Fabaceae. The record is from RefSeq and is a predicted model, not a curated record.